Messenger RNA from Dreissena polymorpha, 1430 nucleotides. RefSeq names its product kelch domain-containing protein 9-like. Gene Ontology annotation, molecular function: cyclin binding. The coding region runs from base 59 to 1042 and encodes 327 amino acids. Lineage: Eukaryota; Metazoa; Mollusca; Bivalvia; Myida; Dreissenidae. The transcript has 3 exons. The record is from RefSeq and is a predicted model, not a curated record.
CACGGAAGUCGGUGCGAGGCCGAAAUGGUGUCUUUCCUCAACAACCAAUAAUGAUGCAAUGGCAUCCGCAUCCGACCAUAAGCUGUCCGUAGAUUGGGAGUUGGUUUCACGUGAUGGGCCAGCUAUAACCAAUCACACUGGCUGUAUCAUUGGCACAAGUUUCUACAUCCAUGGCGGUGUUACUAAAUACGGCAGCACGUCACCGUCCGAUAAAUUGUACAAAUUCGACAUGUUGACAAACAGUUGGGCUGAGCUCACUCACGCUGGGUCACCGUGUUUAAGUCAUCACGCCGCCGUCGCCCUUGGUAACCGAUACGUCGUUUUGAUUGGUGGUUGGGACGGAAGACAGCGUGUAUCAAGUGUGCACGUUUUCGAUACGCAAGAUAACCGCUGGAUUCCCGCACGUGAUACGGGGUUUCCGGAAGGGGCUGGGCUUAGCUCACACGCUGCGGCAGUGCUAUCAAGCGGUGAAAUUCUUAUCGUUGGUAGAGAAGGAAGUCUUAGAAUCCAACGGAAACACGGGAAUGUAUAUCUCUUGACCGGAAGUGCGGCAAGUGGUCAGUUCACAUACCGAAAAAUGACUAACAAUACGGCGUCUCGAUCCGGCCAUACCGUUAACUCAGUUGGGAACACAAUGUACAUUAUCGGUGGAAGAGACGAUCAAUUGAUCGAGUGUCAUUCCGGAUACAUUUCCCACGAGCCUAUGGGCGCAUUGACAUCGAAAUUUGCUGACUUCGCGAAUGUUUUAAAGCCUAUGGCAAAGCCGCCUUGCGGCCGUAAACACCACGUGGCUGUUUCCGGUAAGGGAGCCAUUCUAGUUCACGGCGGAGAAACAUUUGACGGGAGAUCCCGAGAACCAGUCGGAGAGAUAUAUUUAGUAACAACAAAGCCUCACUUGCAGUUUUUCAAGGUGGGCAAUUCAAGCGUCGGUAGGGCGGGUCACGUGUGCGCGAGCUGUGUCGAAAAAGUGUUGUUCCACGGGGGCGUGGCGGGCAGAAAUGUCGUCCAGUGUGACACUUACCAGCUUGUUUGCAGGCAGUGACUUCCGGUGCGACGCUUUGUAACCUUACAGCAAUAUUGUUGAAUAUAUCCGGUUGAAUUCUGGGAACGCUUGACUUUUGUUUUAAACUACGGUAGCGAACACAUGCAUAUAUGUUCUGGAUGUGGCAAGUUUAAAUCUUAUGGAUGCAUGGGUGUUAUCUGUUAACAGUUGAAUGCGAAUCGGGGUGAUAUUGAUUGUUAUGUAUUAUGUAACCAAGUUGACCUUUUAGUUAUGCAUGUAAAUGUCUAUUCUUUAUCAAGUGUUCUUGCGAUAUGGAAGGGCUGCAAGGGAAAAUUGCAAACGCAAAUACAAUGCCAACAAUUAAAUUAUAACUAGUUAUUUUUAUCGACACACGUUCUAUUAACGAAUUUAAUUUUGCUCAUAUGUA